UUCGAAGAAUUGAAAGCAAAUUCGAAGAAGAAAGAAAGAAAGAAAGAAAGAAAGAAAGAAUGAGUUUCAGAGAUCUGGAGUCUGGUCUGCCUCCGCAACGACAAAGACAAUCCUCGCUUUUGUUGAAGAAGAAUUCUUCGUCCUCAAAGAAUUACUAUGAGAAGAACAAGGAGGAGGCGGAGGAGGAGCCGUCGCGGGCUGUGGCCGCUGGGAUUUUCCAAUUGCAAACCGCCGUCUCCUCCUUUUACCGCCUCGUCAAUUCCCUCGGCACCCCUAAAGACACCCUUCAACUCCGUGACAACCUGCAUAAGACAAGGACACAUAUUGGGCAGUUGGUGAAAGAUAUCUCAGCUAAACUUAAGCAAGCUAGUGAUACUGAUCACCAUGCUGAAGUUAGUGUUGUCAAGAAGAUUGCUGAUGCUAAGCUUGCAAAGAAUUUCCAGGCAGCUCUUAAAGACUAUCAGAAGGCUCAAAGGCUUGCUGCUGAAAGGGAGACUGCAUAUGCUCCUUUUGUUCCCAAACAAGUUCUCCCUUCCAGUUAUUCUCCCCACGAACAAGAGAUGAGUUCAGCUAGAAGUCCCAAGCAGCAAUCGCUCCUUCUAGAAUCAGAAAGACAAGCAAUUUUGCUAUCAGACAAUGAGAUUGCAUUCAAUGAAGCCAUUAUUGAGGAAAGGGAGCAAGGGAUCCAAGAAAUUCAGCAACAAAUUAGUGAGGUUAAUGAGAUUUUCAAAGAUCUAGCUGUCCUGGUUCAAGAUCAAGGAGCUCUAAUAGAUGAUUUUAGUUCCAAUAUUGACAACGCUCAUUCUGCAACUGCACAAGCUACUUCCCAACUUUCAAAAGCAUCCAAGCUCCAAAAAUCAAAUUCAUCCCUGACCUGUUUGCUGCUGGUGAUAUUUGGAAUAGUCCUCAUCAUUGUCCUUAUAGUUGUUGUUGCUUGAGCAAUGCAUUUCUAUGCCCAGUGAAUGAUCACACAAGUCCUUGGUGGUGUUUCCUUACAAGAGCUCUUGCUGUACAAGUUGAACGUGAUUUUGAGCUUCACCCACCUCAUCUUCGUGUGGCUGUGUCCUCUUGUGUAAAUACAGAUAGGAUGCUUGUUAUAAUAAUCAAUCCUCAGUUUGUAGUUGGGGUCUACAAGCCUCAAAAGAAAAACUACAGCAUAUACACCAAAUUCAUUCCCCAUUUGUAUCAAAACUUUGAGAUAUUUACAGAUCAUGGGAAAAAUGGAACUGUUUUACCAUGCUU
This is a messenger RNA of Rosa chinensis, 1242 nucleotides long. Its product is annotated as syntaxin-22. The transcript has 8 exons. Gene Ontology annotation, biological process: vesicle-mediated transport; vesicle fusion; intracellular protein transport. NCBI's taxonomy places the organism in Eukaryota, Viridiplantae, Streptophyta, Magnoliopsida, Rosales, Rosaceae. The record is from RefSeq and is a predicted model, not a curated record. The coding region runs from base 60 to 938 and encodes 292 amino acids. Gene Ontology annotation, molecular function: SNARE binding; SNAP receptor activity. Gene Ontology annotation, cellular component: endomembrane system; SNARE complex; membrane.